Hemisphaericaspora subhashii is the source of this 705-nucleotide messenger RNA. RefSeq names its product Mrt4p (gene MRT4). Gene Ontology annotation, biological process: nuclear-transcribed mRNA catabolic process; ribosomal large subunit biogenesis; rRNA processing. The transcript has a single exon. Lineage: Eukaryota; Fungi; Ascomycota; Pichiomycetes; Serinales; Debaryomycetaceae. Gene Ontology annotation, cellular component: preribosome, large subunit precursor; nucleolus. The record is from RefSeq and is a predicted model, not a curated record. The coding region runs from base 1 to 705 and encodes 234 amino acids. Gene Ontology annotation, molecular function: RNA binding.
AUGCCUAGAUCAAAACGUUCCAAACUCGUCACUUUAGCUCAAACCGACAAGAAAACCAAAGAAAACAAAACUCGUAUUUUUGAUGAAGUUAGAUCCGCAUUAGAUGAAUAUCGAUAUGUUUGGAUAUUAAAAUUAGAUGAUAUUAGAACUCCAGUAUUACAAGAUAUUAGAUCAGAUUGGACAGGAUCUAAAUUAUUAUUAGGUAAAAAAAGAGUAUUACAAAAAGCUCUUGGUGAUACACCACAAGAAGAAUAUAAAGAUAAUUUACAUAAAUUAUCAAAAUUAUGUGAUUCUGCAUUACCUGGAUUAUUAUUUACUAAUGAAACUCCUGAAACGGUUCAAUCUUAUUUCACGGCAUAUACUAAACAAGAUUAUGCAAGAGCUAAAUCAAAAGCACCAAUAGAUUUUGUUAUACCUGAAGGUAUUGUAUAUUCAAGAGGUGGACAACUUCCAAUUGAAGAAGAUGUACCAAUGUCUCAUUCUUUAGAAGAAACUUUAAGAAAUAAAUUAAAAGUACCUACUAAGAUUAAAGCAGGUAAGAUUACUAUUAAUGAACCAUAUGUUGUAUGUCGUGCUGGUGAUGUUUUGGAUGUUAGACAAGCUUUAUUGUUGAAACAAUUUGGGGUUGCUGUUUCGGAAUUUAAAGUUAAUACUUUGGCAUAUUUUGAUGGUGAAUCAUCUGAAAUCAUUAAGACUGAUCAAUAG